AUUUCACCUGCGUAGGUAGGUGCCAGGUACGACCGAGCACGGAAAGGUGUGCUUCUUUAACACCCUCCGAGUUCCAACCCACAGGAGGCUGAACGCGUAACACCCCCUCCAACACACCAAGGCCUCCUCGGCACACCAAGCGACCCGUCCCGACGGUAAUAGUGGCAAGUUACCGCUCAAGGACUAACUGAAUAAACAGAACCAUGGCGUACCACGCUAAGGCUAUCCACGGGCUGGGCUGGACGCUGCUGGUCCUGGGGACGCUCAGCAUCAUCCUCGGUACCGCCGCCGUCGCCACCAUGGCGUCCAAGAACCGGCCCACCUUCCUCACCUACAUCGCCGGGCCCAUCUGGAGCGGCAUAUUCGUUCUCAUCACUGGAAUCCUGGGAGUUGUGAGCGGGAAGAAGCCCACAAACAAAUGUCUGAUCGUGGCGUUUAUGGUUCUGGGAAUCUUCACCAUCCUCGCGACCUUCUGCAGUUUCGGCUUGGCGGUGACCGGAGCAAUCGUAGACAGCUGCUACAGGCACUGGCUUGAUUAUCCAGACUACCACGACUACGUGUUCCCUUCUGACUACGAUUACUACAACGGCACUGCCACGAACUUUACUACGGUCCAUUAUUUUGACCUUGAUCGUCACCCGCCUGAACCGGUACCCGGCUACAGCAAUAGGGAUGACUGCACGACCACGGCUAGGGCUCUGCAUGGGGUUAACGCGCUGCUGGCGUUCGCGGAGCUGGUUCUGGGGUUCGUGGUCUCCAUCAUGUGCUGCUGCGGACUGUGCAGCGCCACCAACACACCGAAUGUGAUCUACGGUCCUGGCGUGGCUCCAGCACAGAUCAUGUCUGACGGACAGGGCGGGUUCAUCCUACUGCAAGCAGUUCCUGCUUCGCGACAGUUCGGAGCUCAGCAGCAGGUGUUCCUGGCGCCCCCCGGCGGUCCACAUGCGCCUCUGCAGGUGUACUACACCGGGGGACCGGCACCGCCGCAGUACGCCCAGCCGGGCGGGAUGGGGGCCGCUGCAGCACCGCCGCAGUACGCCCAGCCGGGCGGGAUGGGGACAGCUGCAGCACCGCCGCAAUACGCCCAGCAUGCCGCUACCCAGGCGGCAGAAGCGCCGCCCAUGGAAUCUAAGACUCCACUCUCUGCAUAGACUCUGCCAUUACUGUGUUAUACAGAUGCCAGAUAUGUACGUACAGGAGAAUAGUCCAGCGAUUCUCUACGUACGUACCAUGACUAAGUCAUGAUUAUACAUGUAUGUACAUGUAAUAUGACAGAUUUCUUUCCGAUUGUUUUGUGAAUUGUAUUCUGUGUAAAUGAGUAUCUGAAAGGUACGUUAAGAUACUUAUACUUAAGAUAACCCUUAAAAUUCUUUGAAACCAAGAUAUUGUAGGGAAAACUUUGCUAUAAUAGUCCGCCAUCUUGAAUUUGCUGCCGAUGUCAC
Molecule: messenger RNA, 1442 nt
Organism: Branchiostoma belcheri (Belcher's lancelet)
Lineage: Eukaryota; Metazoa; Chordata; Leptocardii; Amphioxiformes; Branchiostomatidae
Exons: 8
Coding region: 204-1151 (315 amino acids)
Cellular component (GO): membrane
Source: RefSeq, a predicted model, not a curated record